This is a messenger RNA of Cottoperca gobio, 1362 nucleotides long. Its product is annotated as ras-related protein Rab-17-like. Gene Ontology annotation, molecular function: GTPase activity; GTP binding. The record is from RefSeq and is a predicted model, not a curated record. The transcript is spliced from 5 exons. Lineage: Eukaryota; Metazoa; Chordata; Actinopteri; Perciformes; Bovichtidae. Bases 205 to 1113 code for a protein of 302 amino acids.
CUUUGGUUUUAGUUUUAUUUUCUGUAAAACACGGUAAAGCUUGCACAGCCUCAGACACGCACAACAAGAAGACAUUAAUAAUUCUUCUUUAGAAUUUGGAGUAGCUGUUGCUUCUUAACAGGAAAAAGACGGACUGCUGAAUCAGGACUUGAGGUGCUUCUUGGACUUUUUCCAGUCUUGUCCUUCUGUAUUUUCUCACUCUUGAUGGUGGAAAAGCCCCCAAGGGUGCCAGGAGGAGCUCAACUCCACAGUGACACUUUGAGUAGACCAGUGCAGACCCUCAGGGUUAAGAUGGUACUUCUGGGAAGCUCUGGUGUGGGAAAGUCCAGCCUGGCACUUCGAUUUGGCAAGGAUGAGUUCAGGGACACAUCACCUACUGUAGGCUGUGCAUACCUGACCCAGAAAGUGCAUCUGAGUGAUGCCACUCUUCGCUUCGAGAUAUGGGACACAGCAGGGCAGGAAAAAUACCACAGUGUCACCCCACUUUACUACAGAGGCGCCCAUGCUGCACUCUUGGUCUAUGAUAUCAGCAAAAGGGUCACAUUUAUCAGAGCUCAAGUGUGGCUCAAAGAGCUUGAGAAACAAUAUGUCCCAGGAUCUACUGUCAUGUGGCUGGUAGGCAACAAGGGAGAUCUGGCACAAGUUCGACAAGUCUCAGUGCAGGAAGGACAGAGUCUGGCCAAUGACAGGGGCUUAUUCUUUACAGAGACAUCAGCCCUGUCAGGGGAUCAAGUCUGCAAGCUGCUGCAAGAUCCCACAGAGUGUACGAGUGCAUUGGUGCGAAGCAGGGAGCUCUGUCAGAGUGGAAGGAGACACCACAUGUGGAUCUGCGUCGUAGAGACACAUUCAACCCUUUUACUUCCUGCUGCAAAGUUGGACCCUGAUAUCUGUCACUGUCAAUUGUAUCGCUGCUUGUCUUUGUUUCUCUGUCUUCAUCGUUUUAAAGCUGCACUGGGUAACACAUGGUCAGCUGGUAUGCAUCAAAGCAUUUCCAAUAAAAAAGGUUUUGUAGAUUCUGCAUCUGUGAUUCUCUGUCCAACCAAUGCACAACAAUAUGCAUUGUUGUGGAGAAUAACCAAGGAACACAUUUUUAGGUUCUUGGCUUUUGUGUAACAAUUGUACUCGACUGGGAUUAUUCACAACAGCUCGAUUGAUUUUCCUCAGUUGGUUUAGGAUCAACCCCCUCAGUCUCUGUCUACGCCAGAUGUUGAAGUGAUACCAAUUUCCUUCAUUCAGUGACUCCUGCCUGUGAGCAAACUGAGCGGAGAUCCCCCAAGCAUUCCGACUUCAGCUGAGUCUGGUUCUACAAAGUCCUUUUUACACAAUAGAGACCGUGUAAAGGUUAAUAAAGUAUUUCCACUG